AUGAAACCCUUCUUAACCGGACACGAGGAGUUAAUUCAUGAUAUAAAAUACGACUUCUAUGGUAAACACAUUGCCACGGUGCUGUCGGACCAACAUAUAAAAGUGUUUGACUUGGAUUCGACGACAUCACUGUGGGUCCUCAAUGACCUGUGGAAAGCCCACGAUUCCCUGAUUGUGCGUGUUUCAUGGGCCCACCCUGAAUUUUCCAGUUCUAAAAUCCUCGCAUCGUGUUCGUUUGAUCGUACGGUUAAGAUCUGGCAGGAACAGCCGGAUGAAUUGCAUGGCCUGGGGAGACGAUGGACUAAAUUGGCAACAUUGGCUAUUGAGAGUUAUGCCCCGAUUUACGACGUUGUGUUUGCUCCAAACCACUUGGGAUUGAAAUUGGGAUGUGUUGGGUCCGAUGGGAUUUUUCGGAUUUAUGAAUCGUUGGAGCCAAGUGAUUUGUCACAGUGGGCAUUGACUACUGAGAUCCCUAUUUUGAACCUGCUGUUACCAGCAAAGAGUCUUCAGAGCAGUUUUGCCAUAGAAUGGUGUCCGUCCAAAUUUACCACUACGGAAAAGUUUAUUGUGGUGGCAUUAGACCAGGGGUUUAUCUAUGGAACGGCCCCCAAUCGAAAUAAACUCGAUGAUUCUGGUGACCUGCCCCUAUCACAGUCCCAUGAACCUAAUAAGGAAUCGGAAUCAAAGUAUAUCAAACUAGGAAACUUGCCUGAACACAAUGGGUUAAUACGAUCAGUUAGUUGGGCCCCAUCCAUGGGUCGUAACUACCAUUUAAUAGCCACUGGUUGUAAAGACGGAUAUGUUCGUAUCUUCAAAGCCACCGAAACUCCACAAGGGGACUUGAAAAUUGAAACCUUGGCGAAAUUAAGUGAUCAUAAACUGGAAGUAUGGCGGGUCAAUUGGAAUAUGACUGGUACUAUACUUUCUUCUGCUGGUGAUGAUGGAAAACUACGAUUAUGGAAGAGUAACUAUUUGAGUGAAUGGAAAUGUAUGAGUGUUAUUAAUACAAGUAAUCGUUCAGACAAUAGAGGAAUAGAAGCUGAACCUAAAUAG
This is a messenger RNA of Spathaspora passalidarum NRRL Y-27907, 1053 nucleotides long. RefSeq names its product Seh1p (gene SEH1). The transcript has a single exon. Gene Ontology annotation, biological process: cellular response to amino acid starvation; positive regulation of TORC1 signaling. The coding region runs from base 1 to 1053 and encodes 350 amino acids. Lineage: Eukaryota; Fungi; Ascomycota; Pichiomycetes; Serinales; Debaryomycetaceae. The record is from RefSeq and is a predicted model, not a curated record. Gene Ontology annotation, cellular component: nuclear pore outer ring; Seh1-associated complex. Gene Ontology annotation, molecular function: structural molecule activity; protein binding.